UCAUUCUUGUUAUACACCAAGUAGUCACAAAACUUUAAGUUUUAAAGGUAGAAAUAUUGUGUUAACUACGAAAUAUAAAUUAUAUAAAGCAAGCAAUGGAAUUGUCUGGUAUUGUUCAAUCUCUUGAGAACAAGAUCAUCCUUAUCACUGGUUCUACCGGGUUCCUAUCCAAAUUGUUUGUGGAGAAGGUACUUAGGGUUCAGCCUAAUGUGAAGCAUUUCUAUCUUCUUUUAAGAGCUGCUGAUGCAUCAUCCCCUACUCAGCGUCUGAAUAAGGAUGUGACAGGGAAGGAAUUAUUUAGAGUAUUAAGGAAAAAACAUGGUCUUGCGUUCGGUUCCUUUAUAUCCGAAAAGGUGACACCUAUUUUUGGGGAUGUCAGUUUAGAAAACUUGGGAAUAAAAGAUUCCGACUUGGAAAAGAAAAUGCAUAAAGAAAUCCACCUUGUUGCCAAUUUUGCUGCGACUACAAAUUUUAAUGAUAGAUACGAUGUGUCCCUGGCUGUGAACACAAUGGGAGCUAAGCACGUUUUAAAUUUCGCGGAAAAGUGUGAGAACCUAGAGUUGUUUCUCCAUGUAUCUACAGCUUUUGUAUGUACUGGAGAGACGUCAGGAGUUAUAUUAGAGAAACCUCUAAGUCAAACAUUGAAAGAAUCUUCAAAAAAUUUGGACAUAAUUGAAGAAGAGAAGAAGUUAAUCCAACACAGAUUGGAUGAACUCAAAGCUGCACAAGCCUCAGAGAAACAAGAAACUGCUGCGAUGAAAGAUCUUGGACUUGAAAGAGCUAAAUUCUAUGGAUGGGCAAACACAUAUGCAUUUACAAAGGCAUUGGGGGAAAUUACAAUUGGUCGACACUUGAACAGAAACUUUCCCGUUGUCAUCAUAAGGCCUACGGCUGUAACCAGUACUUGCAGAGAUCCGUUUCCUGGAUGGGUAGAAGGAUUCAAAGCACUUGACCCCAUGGUGAUCAGUGUUGGAAAAGGGAAGUUACCUUGUUUUCUUGGGGACUACGAGUCAUUCUUUGACAUUAUUCCAGGAGAUAUGGUGGUAAAUUCUAUAAUAAUGGCAAUGGUUAAUCACGGGAAAACAAAUAAUCUUACUUUCUCUCGAGGUGACAACAAUAUUAUCUACCACAUCGGUAGUUCUACACACACAGAGCCAACGAGGAUCGUUAAGCUGUUAGAAUAUGCUUAUGAUUAUUUUCUUGAGAAUCCAGUAUGGACGGGUAGAGAUACUGAUCAAACUGUUAGGCCAGUUUUCUUCCCUACCAUGUCUAGCUUCCAACUGCACAUCGACAACAAUUAUACGGUACCUGUGAAGGAGCAAAAAGUUCAAUUUGCAAAGCGGUUGGCCGAACUUUAUGAACCUUAUGUACUCUUUAAAGGAACUUUUGAUACUUCGGCCUCAAAUGAAUUGAGAAUGUGGAGCAAAGCAUACUACGGACCUGGAGAGGCAAAUAUAUUUGAUUUCGACCCGAAACACAUUGAUUGGAAAGAUUAUAUGAUGAAUGUUCAUAUUCCUGGUCUCAUAAAAUAUGUUGUUAAACCACAUUUAGGAAAUAUUAGCAAAUUAUAAGUUCACUCGGAAUCAAAUUAUGAUGUUAUCCUCAGGUACUUAAAUAUGAAGAAUAACUAAUAAUUUGUAGGUUGAUUUUACUAUACGAGGAUUUCUAGUUAUAAAAAUGUAUCUGCUAGAGAAUUUCUGGUUAUCCAAUUGUAUUUGUAAUUCCUUUAAUAUUUAAUCACUAGGGUUUAACGCGGGUCGUUUAUGAGCUUGUAUCCCAAACUAUGUAAUGGGUAUUGUUAUUUUGUACAUCCAUGCAUAGAAUAAACCCAAUAAUUGCAU
Papaver somniferum (opium poppy) is the source of this 1841-nucleotide messenger RNA. RefSeq names its product probable fatty acyl-CoA reductase 5. Gene Ontology annotation, biological process: suberin biosynthetic process; long-chain fatty-acyl-CoA metabolic process. The coding region runs from base 96 to 1571 and encodes 491 amino acids. Gene Ontology annotation, molecular function: alcohol-forming very long-chain fatty acyl-CoA reductase (NADP+) activity. Lineage: Eukaryota; Viridiplantae; Streptophyta; Magnoliopsida; Ranunculales; Papaveraceae. Gene Ontology annotation, cellular component: intracellular membrane-bounded organelle. The transcript is spliced from 10 exons. The record is from RefSeq and is a predicted model, not a curated record.